Eriocheir sinensis (Chinese mitten crab) is the source of this 5193-nucleotide messenger RNA. Its product is annotated as small G protein signaling modulator 3 homolog. The transcript has 17 exons. NCBI's taxonomy places the organism in Eukaryota, Metazoa, Arthropoda, Malacostraca, Decapoda, Varunidae. The record is from RefSeq and is a predicted model, not a curated record. Bases 267 to 2699 code for a protein of 810 amino acids. Gene Ontology annotation, molecular function: protein binding.
UCUUACAUAUAUGUAAUGAAAAAAAAAAGUAGCGAUAUCGGUAUCGGUAUCGGCCAACAUCAUGAGCGGAGCGCGUGGGCGGUGCAGUAAAGAGCGCUACAGUCUAGCGCUGCCUGUGACCCGCGUUGGCAGCACUGCCCGAAUGUAAACACACCUGACGCCCAACACAGCACAGACGGCGCCUCCCUCCCCUGCCCUGCCCUGCCAGUUGCCGUGGUGCUGGGGUGCUGUCGGGGAGCCGCGGCUGACAUUACUCAGGUUCUACAAUGGAGAUUGCUCGUUCUCUGUUUGGGCCACGUGCCCCUCAGGGGUACACAGAUGGCAGCACACAGGGGCAAGUGCACACAGCAGCUGAUGAUGAUGAAGACACAAAUGAUGUUUUUCUUCCUGACACUCCAGAAGGUUUGAGUACAGGUAUAAGAGCAUCUGGGGGGACAGGUUCAACAGAACCAAGUGUAGGAGGACCCUUUUCAGCCAUCACACCUUCCAUGUGGCCACAAGAUAUCCUUACUCGCCUCUCCCAACAGGUCACUCACCAGGAUCCCAACCACCAACCAGAUUACAGGUUUGAUGAAUUUGGAUUUCGGGUGGAGGAAGAAGAUGGACCCGAGCAGAACAGCACAAAACUUCUGAGUCAGCCCUUUGUGGAGGACCCUCAACACAGGUUACAUUGGAUAGCCUACCUUGAGUUCAGCCACAGUGAUGAAGUGGGAGAACUCACCUGGGACCAUGUUGAUGUUCGCCUCCCACGCACAGACAAGCUGAGAAGUAUGGUCAGGGGUGGCCUCCCUCAUUCCCUUCGCCCCCAGCUGUGGAUGAGGCUUUCAGGUGCCUUACAGAAGCAACGUCAGUCAGACAUCUCUUACCGUGAGGUGGUUAAGGCUUCAAGCAAUGAUGCGCUCAUGACAAGUAAGCAGAUAGAGAAGGACCUCCUACGCACAAUGCCCACCAAUGCUUGCUUCUCCCAACUCACCUCCACCGGCAUCCCACGGCUAAGGAGGGUCUUGCGGGCAUUGGCCUGGCUUUACCCCGACAUUGGGUAUUGCCAGGGGACAGGAAUGGUUGUGGCUUCAUUACUGCUAUUUCUUGAAGAGGAAGAUGCAUUCUGGGUAAUGAGCACUAUAGUUGAGGAUCUUUUACCUGCCUCUUACUACUCAUCAACUCUCCUUGGCGUUCAAGCUGACCAGCGUGUCCUAGCAGCCCUGGUGUCCACUUACCUGCCUGGAGUGGAUGCUGUGGUACGGGAACAUGACAUUGAACUCUCCCUCAUCACCCUGCACUGGUUUGUCACUAUCUUUGCCUCUGUCUUGCACAUGAAGAUCCUCUUGCGCGUGUGGGACAUGUUCUUCCUGGAUGGGUCAAUUGUGCUCUUCCAAGUUACCUUAGCCAUGCUGAAGAUUAAAGAAGCUGAACUGCGAAGUCUUGAAAAUUCAGCACAAAUCUUCAAUGCACUCUCGGACAUACCAGGAGGAAUCGAUGAUGUACCUUGCCUGUUCGCUGUGAUGGAAAAUGUGUGUGGCAGCUUAACAGAGGUAAUGGUAGAGACGCACAGGAGGCGGCACCUCGCCUAUCUUAUGGCUGAUCAUGGAGCCCUCAUCAACCCUGAUCACUCAACUAACUUACCCAAGCAGCAGUUGAAUCGUCGACAGGUAAACAAAAGCAAGUCAGUCCUUGAAGUACUAUUGUUCAGAAACGAUCAGAACGCAGAUGACCUGCGUAACAAGAAUAUUCGUCAAACAGAGUUACUAGUGGACCUCCGUGAAGCCAUCCUACAGGUUGGACGUCACUUCCAGGGAGUGGAGCCCAACUACACCAGCACUACGCUCACACCAGACUACACCAUUGAGUCCCAUUCCCGUGACCUCCCUACCUUCCUGGCCACUGCUCGGUCAAGGCAUCGGCGAGCCAAAGCCUUGCUUGAUUUUGAAAGGCAUGAUGAUGAUGAACUUGGCUUCCGCAAGAAUGAUAUCAUCACCAUUAUCUCUCAGAGGGAUGAACACUGCUGGAUUGGAGAACUAAAUGGACUUAGAGGUUGGUUCCCAGCCAAGUUUGUUGAAGUUCUGGAUGAGCGCAGCAAAGAAUACAGUCGUGCAGGUGAUGAUGCCAUCUCAGCCUCAGUGACGGACUUGGUGCGAGGAACACUUUGUCCUGCCAUUAAGGCCAUCCUCCAACAUGGCAUGAGGUCGACCUCCCUCCUUGGUGGUCCUUGCCAUCCCUGGCUUUUCAUUGAGGAGUCAGCAGCUCGAGAAGUAGAGAGAGACUUCUCUUCAGUGUACUCUCGCCUUGUCCUUUGCCGCACCUUCAGGCUUGAUGAGGAUGGUAAAGUUUUGACUCCAGAAGAACUGCUGUAUCGGUGUGUUCAGGCAGUCAACAUGAGUCAUGAUGCUGUGCAUGCUCAGAUGGAUGUUAAACUGCGCUCCCUUAUAUGUUUAGGCCUUAAUGAGCAGGUGCUGCACCUGUGGCUGGAAGUUCUGUGUUCCAGUGUGGAGGUGGUUGAAAGAUGGUACCUCCCUUCCUCCUUUCUCUGCUCUCCAGGCUGGGUCCAGAUCAAGUGUGAGUUGAGGGUGUUGGCACAGUUUCCGUUCACUCUUAAUCCAGACUGGGAGUUGCCCCCUCCCCCAAAUCAAGACCAGCGACCGCUACGAGAAGGGGUCAGAGACAUGCUUGUCAAGCACCACUUAUUCUCCUGGGACCUGUAAGGGUAUUCAGAGGUGUCAUAAUGAACAGACUUGGGAGGUAUAUACUAGGUAGAAAGACACAUGCUAAUAUAUGAAAGCAUUUGUUCUUAGAGGGAGAGAUUUUCAGGUAGUAGGUAGGAUGAAGAAGGAGGGAGGGAGAGAUAGAAAUGGGGAAAUGAGGAAGGCAAGGAAGUUGAAAUAGAUACAGACAUGUAAAAUAUGUUCAAUCUUAUAGAGAAAGUAAUAUUCUGUGAAAUAAAGAUGGUAAAGGGGAAGGGAAAAUGCUAUACGUAAAUACAAAUUCAAAAAAUGAAAUACAGAGUUGAAGAUUUGUCUCAGCAUAAAGGAAUUAAUAACAGUGAAUUAAAAUUACUGUUGAAUGCUCUUUUAUAAAGAGAAGCAAAGGUAAUUUGAAUUGUGUAACAUGUUUUUAACCCUUAAGAUGUGCUAAGAUGUGCUGUGUACUAUUACCCAAGGAAAUCAGUCCCUCCAUAUCUAACAUUGGUGUUGUAACCACCUGAGUCCAUUGUGUUAUAUAUAUAAGACCAUGUGUGAAUUUGUGAAUCUGGUAGUAACCUGUUGGCUUUUCUAUCAAGGUAGCAGGUCUGUGUUGAUUACUUGAAAGAUUAAACCCAUGGAAUGUUCUAUGGAACCUCCACUGAGUUGGACUCUGUGUAAGGGUUUCAGGGCUACACUGAUUAGUUGAUAGAAAAAUUUCUGUGAUUUUAUGACACCAUGGUACUAUGGUACAUGAAUUUGUAGUGUUUGUAGGUAGACUUUCUAGUCAUGAUUUUUUAUAGAUCUGAUAAAUUUAGGGGAAAAUAGGAAUGUGUGAACCUGAAAAAUGAGGUAAUCACUUUAUUGUGUAACCUGCGUAAGCAGCUGCAGUUUUAAUUCCUUUCAUAGAAUUUCAUGUAGAGUUAUCUGAUUCAGUGAAGAGGUAGAGGUGUAGUGUUAGGUUAGUAAAAUCAUAUAAUGCUGCUUCCUCAGGUCAGACUCCUAGAGAAUUAAACACACCUUCUCUGAGUAUUUAGCAUGUGUAGUGGUCAUGAAAGGCAUGGUAGUUAUUUAUUCUUAGUAGGAAGAAACUUCAUUAUAUUGUAGUUCAAAUUACUUUACUGAUACAAAAUGCAGAUGUUAUUAUCUUAAAUGUUUAUUUGUUGUAUGCUGAGUAUUUUUCUCAAAUGGUGUUUAUUUUUGUAUUUAUAAUAGUUCAGAAAGUUUCCUGAAAACUGCUUAGCUGUAUUUUUAAUUCUAAAUGUGCGCAUCAUUGAAUUUGCUAUUGUCACACACACUCAUAUCCAAAAAGGAAUGUAAAUGUCUUCAUGAAUUCACCAUUGCUUGUGGUGCUCACUCUCACAUCACAGAAGCCUCAUAGAUGGCCAGGUUGUACAACAAAAGCACAUCACCUUUGCUGCAUGUAUUAGCAUGAAACACCGGACAAAAUGAUCAAAGUAUUGUGUAACCAGGGAAGUUUAACCCCUUCACUCCGGCGACGCUGACGGGCAUCCGUUGGCGUCACCGUAUGGAAAGGGUUAGUCCUCUUCUAAACCUCUUAAUCCUCUUCCUUUUCCUCUUAAUACUCUUCUAAACCUCUUAAGAGGAAAUGGAAGGGGAUUAAGAGGAAUUUAGAGGAGGAUUGAGAGGUUUAGAAGAGGAUUAAUCCUCUUCCAUUUCUUCUUGACCCUUUCCAUACUGUGAUGCCAACGUCUACGUCACAGAUGGAAAGGGUUAAGUCUUGUUUUUAUAAAUAUUUUUCUUUGUUGAUCCUGGAAUGUAAACUAAGUGAUUUGACUGUACAUCAUUUAUUUAUCUACUGUAAUGAUGUGUAUGGGAAGUUGGCCGUGAUUGGUGUACAGCUACUACCCCCUCUUGUAGUAAGGAGUAACUGCAUCAUUACCUUCUUGGUGAAAAUUCAGAUGCAGGUGAUAUGGCAAGAUAAUGACUGGAUAGUGCAGGAAACUGCCUGUUAGAGGCAGUGCCAUCUCUGAUGUAAUGGUUCUGUGAGGUUCAUCGUUGGUCUGUCAACUGAAGAUGUUGAAACUCCAAGAAAAUUUCCAUCAUCAUGCUUUUAAAUGCUUGCAGUAGUAUUGCAUUGGUCAUCACCAUAAGCCAGCUGACUGUCCACACAAUGCUUCCUGACUGAUGCCUGUGCCAGAAAUGGCAGUUCAUGACAGGGGAAUUAGAAAGAAGUAGAAAGUGCCCCAGGGAUUACUAGGGGAUAUAUUUGUGUAAAUGAUUUCAUAUACUUGUGCUUCUAUAAGAAAAAAAACUUACAUGGGUGUAUAAUAUUUUUGUGACGUUUGUCUAAUCUAGAGAAAAAGUGUUAGUUUCCCACCACCUUGAAUAUGUAGUGACCCAUUGCAUUUUCACCAUUCGUCUUACAGAACUGAAACAUGCAUUGUUUAGAACAGUAUUAUAUAGGUAUGUUGCACUUUCUUUAUGUUUUGGGGGCAUUCAUAGCUACCUAGACCUAUCAUGUAAUGUAUAUGAUUCACAUAAAGUGAUUUUAAAG